GCCGCUGCACUAUGCCGCAAGUGGAGGGCAUGAGGCAAUGUUGCGGAUGCUCCUCGAUCGGGGACCCGACGUCUCGGCCGCCAACUAUCGAAUGCAGACGCCAUUGCACGAGGCCUCGUCAAAAGGGCAUGAGGCAGUCGUGCGACGACUCAUCGACCGGGGAGCCGACGUCACGGUCAGCGACCGACACUCAAAAACGCCGCUGCACCUAGCCUCAAAUCGGGGGCACCAGUCGGUAGCUCACCUGCUAGUCGACGCGGGGGGCAGACGUCACUGCUCUUGAAUCUUGAUGCAGAUAGGCACACGGCGUUGAAGUCACUUUCUUCUUAUAGGAAACGGGAUUUCAGAUUCGGUCAUUGCAUAUGUUGCUCAUCACGCAAUGAACGGGAGGAAUACGGAAUCGGGCAGCGU
Messenger RNA from Tricharina praecox, 411 nucleotides. RefSeq names its product ankyrin repeat protein. Lineage: Eukaryota; Fungi; Ascomycota; Pezizomycetes; Pezizales; Pyronemataceae. Gene Ontology annotation, cellular component: nucleus; cytoplasm. Gene Ontology annotation, molecular function: protein binding. Bases 38 to 283 code for a protein of 81 amino acids. The record is from RefSeq and is a predicted model, not a curated record. The transcript has a single exon.